This is a messenger RNA of Sodiomyces alkalinus F11, 1656 nucleotides long. RefSeq lists its product as hypothetical. Lineage: Eukaryota; Fungi; Ascomycota; Sordariomycetes; Glomerellales; Plectosphaerellaceae. Bases 306 to 1376 code for a protein of 356 amino acids. The record is from RefSeq and is a predicted model, not a curated record. The transcript has 2 exons.
CCCCCUUCCCCCUUCCCCCUUUCCCUCCUUCCCUCCUUCCCUCCUUCCCUCCUUCCCUCUUUUCCUCUUUCCCUCUCUGCCUCCUCCCCUCUCUGCCUCUUUUCCUCUUUCCCUCUCGUCUUUCUAUUCUCUUUUUAUUCCUUCAACUAUUCUCUUCUUGUCCUUCAACUAUUCAACAACCAAGCGCGCGUGUCCGUCUUCAUCAUCCACCGAUGGCCGUUCUUUUCAUCUCCUCUUUGUGGAUCAUCGUUAUCCAAACAAUCACUAUCCUUUUGUCCGUCCAAUGACUGAAAUCACCAUCAAUCAUGUCUUCCGCACGUGAGCCAAGCUCAAGCAACGAGUCCUCCACCGACACCCCGACACCCACCCCAUCCUGCACCCCCCCCAUUCCACUUUCUGCGGCCCAAGAGUUUGCCUCGCUAUCCGACACCGAGGCUCUUAAGCAAGCCCUUGCCCUCAAGUCGGUCAUAUAUACGCAUUCAUCGUAUUUCAGCCGCGUCCGGCAAGCCAGAGAUCCAAACAGAGAAGCCGAAAUCAUCGUCAUUGGCGAAGGAACACAAGGCACCAUCUUCGAGAUGAUUGGUGAUGGCAUGGUCGUCAAAAAGGAGAAGCCCGAACAGCAAGGCCGGAUGUUCUGUCUCCAGGAAGAGUUUACCAUGCACAUUGCUGUAAAUGCGGCUUUUAAGCGUUAUCGGGACCAUGCCCGAUGCGACGUUCUCAUCCCCUACCCUUUCUACUACGUCCCCAAGGACUACGCCGACUUCUGGAACGAGCUGGAACACGAUUUCCACUCGCUGCGCAACUUCCACCUCACCCUCCCGGAGAUGGAGGAGCUGGGCAUGGACGUCAAGGCCCUGGCCGCCCAACUGGGGAAGGCCUUUGCCAUCAUGCACUGGGGUGCCGAGGCAGACGGCAACGACGUCGAGUUUGUCCUGGGGACCCGCAUCCUCCCAUCUUCUUCUUCUUCUUCUGCCGCCUCCUCCCCCUCGUCCUCCCCCUCGUCCUCCCCUGGCUCACCUCGCCCCGCCAGACGGGCUACCGCUUGGGCCAACGAGGACCCCAACUUCCAGCGCAGGGAGGUCAACCUCUUCAUGGUCGACUUUGGACGCUGCAACCGCGUUUCUCUCCGGAACGGCCCCCCGCCCGUGGUGUACCAGCUCUACAAGGCCGCCAUGGCCAGCGGCGCCAAUGAGCUGUACGUCCCUCACCCCAGGCAGACGCCUCGUCUGUUUCGGGCUUUUCGGCAGGCCUAUGUCGAAGUUGCCGAGGCCAUUUUGAAGGACCGGGGGUUGCAGAAUAGAUUCAACGCCGACGCUUUUAUGUGGGAUUUUGAGGACUAUGCCGAGGUUUGCCUCAAGUACAGGUCUAUCGACUGAAGUCUGGCCUUGAGGGUUUCCGUCAGCCAGACUCUGGCUGCCAGAGACGGUAAUAAGGUCGGUGUUUCGGCGUAUAUUCUUGCUGGCUGCAUUGUGGGGGGUUGGCGGCAAAGGCAUACGGAAAAGGAAAAGGAAAAGGAAAAGGAAAAGGAAAAGGAACAGGAGCAUUACUGGAUGAGAUCAACAAACAGGGAAAUAUUCUGCCCGGCUGCGGCGCGACUUUCGUAGGAUAGGACAGAAAAGCCGGCAGUCUAGCGACAUGAGGACAAGUGUAUUUGAG